Messenger RNA from Xyrauchen texanus (razorback sucker), 2302 nucleotides. It is a transcript of the gene ndfip1, whose product is annotated as Nedd4 family interacting protein 1. Gene Ontology annotation, biological process: positive regulation of protein ubiquitination; vacuolar transport; ubiquitin-dependent protein catabolic process. Gene Ontology annotation, cellular component: endoplasmic reticulum; Golgi apparatus; perinuclear region of cytoplasm. Bases 185 to 820 code for a protein of 211 amino acids. The transcript has 7 exons. Gene Ontology annotation, molecular function: WW domain binding. The record is from RefSeq and is a predicted model, not a curated record. Lineage: Eukaryota; Metazoa; Chordata; Actinopteri; Cypriniformes; Catostomidae.
AGCAUGAGCAGUCGCCAUUGUUUGGGCAACAGAUUAGCCUGGUACUGGCCAUCUGUGAUAGGAAAAUAUAUCAAUCAAACCCAUUAAAGAGAGGGGCAGCUGGUAAUAUUAGCAAACGUUUAAUGUUUAAUCAUUUGUUCUGUAUGAGUGAUUAAGUGAACAACAGAUCGACGCAAAUCUAAGAAUGACUGAUCAGAGGAGUGGAUAUCAGCAGUUGAAUAAUGAGGAGGAGACAGGGGAGGUGAUCCAACAAGCCACUGAUGCUCCUCCACCAUACAGCACCGUUGCAGCAAGUAACGCAGCUUUUUUUGAGUACAAAGAGGAUGAACUGUACCCCAAACCCCCAUCAUACAAUGUUGCUACAUCAUUGCCAUCAUAUGAUGAGGCCGAGAGGAGCAAAGUAGAAUCCACUGUACCCCUCGUCACUGACAGGGAUGAAGACUUUAUUGCCAGGGAUGGCUUUCAUGAUACAGAUCAACUGCGGGUUGGGAAUGAUGGGAUAUUCAUGCUGACGUUUUUCAUGGCAUUCCUCUUUAACUGGAUUGGCUUUUUCCUGUCCUUCUGUCUGACCACCUCUGCCGCUGGCCGCUAUGGUGCCAUCUCUGGGUUUGGACUUUCCCUGGUUAAAUGGGUCCUGAUUGUCAGGUAUUCUACCUACUUCCCUGGAUAUUUUGACGGGCAGUACUGGCUGUGGUGGGUUUUCCUUGUUGUAGGAUUCCUGCUAUUCUUCCGGGGGUUUGUCAACUACUCCAGAGUUCGCAACAUGGCAGAUCAUUCCAUGUCGACCCUUCCUCGAACCCAAGUUCUUUUUAUCUAUUAGGUAAAUCAAAAGAAUCGAUUCACUGGUUUUACAUGCGUGUUUAUGUGUGUGCAGUAAUGCCACAGUAUGUGAUAAGAAUGUGAAGGAUUAUUCAAAAGAGAUUGUUCUAAAAUAUAAAAAUGAGUAUUUCAUAAAAUUUCAUGAUUGAAUAUAUAUAAAUCUAUAUUCUAAAAUGUAGGUGAAGUAUAAAAAAAAGAAAAUCUGAUAAUGGAUUUUAAACCUCAGGAUUACUGGAAAAUGAACAAAACGGCAAACUCAAAGCAAGCUGACGACAUGUUUUUGAAUCUUCGGGACAUAAACGGCAGAGCAAAGAUGAAUCAUACACAUCUCUGUUGUUCACAUAAUGCAUCGAAUUAUACAUUGGCAUUUUUACUAAAGUAUCUGAAUUGUUCUCCAGCCAUUUAUCUGUGCUUAAAGUGCAGUCAUAAUAUAUGCAUACAUUCUGCAGUUAAUGUGCAUGUGUUUGGCAUUUUAAAGGUGCACUCAAUUUUGCUCCUAAAGAAAUUAAUUGUAAUUUUGAAACGUAUGUAAAUAAUCAUGACCACUUGCAUGAGAUGAAGACUCCCUUAUAAUAACUGUUUUAUUCUACAUGGAGAGGGUACUGUCAUGGUGACUGCCAUGUUAGGAUCACAUGACGAGCCAAAUACUACUUGCUUAAGCUCAGUAACGUCCUGUUAUUGGAAACUUUCACUCAUGGAUUAAAUUAUGGUAAUAUCAUGGCUGACUGAAUUUCUACAAUGGCAUCGUUAUCUGAAAACUAUUGUUUGUUGCUGCUUCCACACCACUAGGUGUCAGUGUAAAUCCAAUACAACAUAAAAAAAAAAAUAAUAAAAAUCUGAGUGCACCUUUAAAUUUUAAUAAGCAGUGAUGCCAUCAGAGAGUUUGUUUUGUUAAAUUCCCAGUCGCACAGUUUGUUUCUGUAAGUUUUCUCUUAAUUUGUGGGAAAGUUGUCAUUUUACUUUGUGAGUAAAUCUAGUAAUUGAACUUCUUUUGUGAUUUACAAAAGAGGAUGUACUGUAUAUAAAGGUACUCAAGAAUAGUGAUAUAAACGUUAUAAACAUGCACUUUUAAGAUAUACACAGAACAAAAACACAGAACAACUGUUGGGUCCUUUAUAAGUUUAGUCAAGUAUACUUAAGCAAUUUGUUUCAAAUGAAGAGGACCAAAAUAUUAGUUAUCAUGUAAUAUGUAAGCUUAGAUUAAUAGCAAUUCAGUAUAAUGAAAAUUAAUACAGCAUUCAAGCACAUCUGUAUUCAUAUUAUAAUGCGCUUAAUCGAUGAUCUGGUUAGAGUUAUGGAAUAUUUUAUGAUGCCAAAUGUAGCAGUAUAGAAUUAAUUUCAGUAUGAGAUCGUGCUUCACAGUGUGUUUGUGAUUUACAUGUUUUACACUUGUCUAGUAACUUUUAAUAAAUGUAACUUCUAUGGCAACUCCACUGGUUACUUUGUAUGUUUGUCAAAAAAUAUCUGGUGUUUAAGCACUAAC